Molecule: messenger RNA, 527 nt
Organism: Rosa rugosa (rugosa rose)
Lineage: Eukaryota; Viridiplantae; Streptophyta; Magnoliopsida; Rosales; Rosaceae
Exons: 5
Coding region: 38-370 (110 amino acids)
Source: RefSeq, a predicted model, not a curated record
ACAAUCAUUUGCUAUUGUUUGAUUUGUAGCAAUUUAGAUGCGACAGGGUACAAAAAUGGUCUUCAGAACUGUGCUCUUCUUCUUCUUCGCCAUUCUCUUAGUUACUACAAGGGUUUCAGCUGAUGAGUUUGAGAACGAAAAGGCCAAGAAGCCGAAGACACCAACUCCCAGCGUCUUACACACUCUACCACUUCCCGUAGAUAAGGUUUACGGUGACCAGAAAUACCUAGGGUCGUUGAUCAAUUUGUUGAGGCAAGCGGCCAUGCAAGCGGCCAAACAAGAAGCCAAAGAAGCGGCCAAAGAGGCAGGCAAAGAAGUGGGGAAAGAUGUAAUGGACACCAUCAGCGGCGGUGACGCUCAUAGUCCAUAACUCCAUGUCUCCAUCGCUUGAACCUAGUCUCCACAACUAAUAAGAGCAUCGUGAAUCAAAUAAUAAGAUUGAGAAUAAUUAAGUCAUUGCAAAUUAUUGUAGUAAAUGUUAUGUAGCUUAAUAUUACUGUUUAAUUAGUAUAAUAGAUUUUACAUAU